ACAUUGAUGGCAGGCAGACAGCUCUGAAAGAAAAAAAUGAGAAAAAGUGAUAGUGCAAAAGAAUAAAAGUGCGUUCGCCCUGCUGUUGAGUUUGCCGACUUGAAAAGAUAUUAUAAAAGAAUCUUCCGAUAAACCGCGAUCUGUAAUCAGAUUUUCUAUUCCUUUGCUCGAAACUUCGUUUUAAAAAUUACGAGUGUUUGUUGUUAAAAGUUUCAAUUUAGUUUAUGCUAGUAAACAAAAGUCAGUGGCUUACUAGAGAUUAGUCAUAUCGUCGCCUGAGAUUUCAAUAAGUGAAUAUGUUGGCACUAAUCAAUCGAAUUUUGGACUGGUUUAAAAGUCUGUUUUGGAAGGAAGAAAUGGAGUUGACGCUCGUGGGCCUGCAGUACUCUGGAAAGACGACUUUUGUCAACGUAAUAGCUUCUGGCCAAUUUUGUGAAGAUAUGAUUCCGACGGUUGGAUUCAACAUGCGGAAAGUAACAAAGGGUAACGUCACCAUAAAAGUGUGGGAUAUUGGCGGUCAACCACGUUUCCGAUCGAUGUGGGAGCGAUACUGUCGCGGAGUUAACGCUAUCGUAUACAUGGUUGACGCUGCGGACCUCGAUAAGAUGGAAGCUUCACGAAACGAGCUGCACUCGCUGUUGGAUAAGCCCCAGUUGGCCGGUAUCCCGGUACUCGUUCUAGGUAAUAAGCGGGAUAUUCCCGGAGCACUCGACGAGACUGGAUUAAUCGAAAGAAUGAACCUCUCCAGCAUACAAGAUCGAGAAAUAUGCUGUUAUAGUAUCUCUUGCAAAGAGAAAGACAAUAUCGACAUUACAUUACAGUGGCUUAUUGCCCAUUCCAAAAGCCAAAGCCGUUAAGUGCACAACAGUGCAAAUUUUAGGUACGGAGAAGGAUCGAGAAGGCCGACUCACAGAGCCUUACCUCGGAUACCUACCAUAAUGUAGAACUUACUAAUACACAAUAGACAGAUAGGAUAACAUUCAGUUCAAGAUUGUCGCUUUACUCCUAGCUACCAAUAUCCUGCAGUAUUUCUACCCGAAUCUCAUGGCGUGAUGUUAUCGGAAUCGUCUAGGUUGUAAUAACAAUGAAAGGUGAAAAUACAUGGAGUCAUGCAGCAAUCAUGAAAGUAGGCAAACCGCAGGAUUAGUAUAAGAGUAAAUUGUCAAAUUGCGAAGUUUGUCUUGUAUUUUAACAAUAUUAUAUUGAUGAUCGAUGAAACCCUGUUAGAAAUGAAAUGCCAUCACCUACAAAAAAUCUCCUAACAAAAAGAAAUGUCGAGCUGCGAGUAUGUACACGCGUAUUCCAUAUACGGACCUAACUGAAGUCUAGUUACGUAAGUAUCCUUCAUUCACCGAAAUAGUUUCCAGUAAAACACAAACUUGCUAUCAAAUAUUUGAGACAAACCAUGCUAUCAAUAAACCGUUGUUAUAUGCGUAGGAACGAAGUUAAAGCAACGGCAUAAAAAUAGCAUAAGCUGACAUUAGGAGAAGCAAAUUUGCAUGAGUGUGAUGUACGAGCGAAUUGAGAUCCAAUCAUAGUAAAAAUAUUCAAAACUGGUUUAAAAUUUUGAUGAUAUCAAAUAUAAAUACCUAUAGCGCUACCGAUAUUUCGAAUGUUAAGAGGCAAGAACCAAACUAUUCAAAUUAAAGCAUUCAGCAAUUACUGUGAAUUCGGUUUUAUGAUCAAAAGAUUUUUUUCCGUUAUAAAAGCUCGAUUCGACUUCAAAUAUUCGGUUCCACGCAGUGAUACAUGCGUGUUAAGUAAUAAUAGACUAGUUGAAUAGUUAAAUAUACAGCGACAUGUGCAGCCAUACCAUCUAGUUUCACAAUACAGUUGCAAUUAUUGGAAUUUUUAUUCUAUUCUCUAUCUUUUUCGAUUUCUAACAAACCUUUUUCAUACUAUUUGUUUGAGAUACUACGAUGAUAACCUUGUGAACAGUUUUAGAUAUAUUACCGCAACGCUUGUUUGUUAAUGUUUUGCGGAUGGAACAAAUUUCUAAAGCGAAGUAUUUUAUCAUAACAACAAUUGUUUUCUUUAAAGUAGCCGAAAGGAAACAAAUAAUUUAAAUUAACAAAUUAGACGCAGCAGACGGAUAUAAAUUACGAUCAAUUGAUUACUAAAAUUUGUACUGUAUAUAAUGACAACAUAUGAUAAUAUAAUAUUAUAUAUGACUACCA
Molecule: messenger RNA, 2177 nt
Organism: Wyeomyia smithii (pitcher-plant mosquito)
Lineage: Eukaryota; Metazoa; Arthropoda; Insecta; Diptera; Culicidae
Gene: Arl8
Product: ADP-ribosylation factor-like protein 8
Exons: 4
Coding region: 297-857 (186 amino acids)
Biological process (GO): protein transport; anterograde axonal transport
Cellular component (GO): lysosomal membrane
Molecular function (GO): GTPase activity; GTP binding
Source: RefSeq, a predicted model, not a curated record